AGUUACAUCCCAAGGGUUAAUCAGUCGACGCUGCCACCGCCACUUGGCAAUGUCCGUGUGUGUGUGUGCCCGUGUGCGUCUCUGUGUGUGUAUAUGUGUGUAUGAAUGCCUCAGCGAGUUCUGAUCGUUUGCCGCUCUUCGAUUUUUUUGCGCGAGAGCAAGAUAACGCUUGAGUGUGUGUGUGUGUGUUAGUGAGUGUGUGUGUGUGAGUAUUCACAAUGUAUUUUGAAUUCGUGCGCAACACUUGAAACAUAACGGUAUUUUGAAUUGAGCAAAAUUUACAAUUGAAUGCAACUGAAUUGAAAGCAUAUUUCACACAAAUUACAAACUAUGCAGAAAUUAUUAAGUGCAAACGCAAUUUAAAUGGAAUUUUAAGAUUAAGUCGCGCAAUAACUGCAAGUGCAGUUACCUGAAAGGGAUUUAAAAGAAAAGCAACAAAAAACAAGAAACAAGAAAAUCAAUAAUACAUGUAACAGAAUAUCCUGGCCAUUGACUAAAAAGAAAACGAGGCGAAGGCGUCGCAAUAUGGCCGCUACAACAACAACGGCAGCAGCAACAACAAUAGCAAAUAGGACGGGGCAGUCAGCUUGGAAAUUGUUAUUGCAAUUAUUGCUGCACGAGUAAAGUUGCUACUGGAGAAAAUUGCACCCGCUGAUUAAGCUCCAACCAUGUCGGACAGAUACGCCGCUGCCAGCUACUACGAGCAACUGCAUCCGGCUCAGGCACAGGCGCAGGCCGCCAUCUCGCACUAUGCAGCGGCGCCCAGUUAUCGCAGCAGCAGCGCCUAUAAUCCCUAUGGCUAUGGCUAUGCCGGCGGCGCCGCAGCUAGCGCCUAUAUGCCCAACUAUUAUCGCUAUGCGCCGUAUGCCUCGCCACAUUACAGCCAGCCGCCGGCGCAUCAUCUGCAACAUCCGCAUCAGCAUCAGCAUCAGCAGUUGGCGGGUGGCAUGUUCACGCCAGCUGGCCAGCAGCUGAUACCCUCCAGUGUGCUUCACUAUCCGCCGCGUCAGCAUACGCAACAGCAUCCGCAUCCACAUUCACAUCCGCAUUCGCAUCCGCAUCCGCAUCUUGCGUACCAGCAACAGCCGAGCAGCAGCAUCAGCUAUGAGCAGCCAGCGCCUGCGCUCUACAGUGCUUCCUCCUAUGGCCAAUCGCGUGGCUUUGCCGCUUAUCAAGCGACGCCGCACAUGCCACAUUAUGCGCCGCCCGGACGCUCCACGACACCGGCCCCAAAUCGCACAGUGAUGCCGCCAAAUUAUCUCGAACCGUUGCGCAACUAUGCGGAACAGCAUCAGCAUCAGUUAACGCUAUCGAUGCCAAAGCCGGAGGAGACGCUGCCCGCUGAUCAACAGAUCAUCAAGCAGGAGCACGAAUCGGAGGCGGCGGCAUCGCCAACGGCACAGCGAUUGACCACAUCGCCGCCAAUGAUCAGUGCCACGGGCACCGACAGUGGCAUCAGCAAUUGCAGCACUCGCGCCAGAAGCGACAGCAGUCAAAGUACGCCAGUCUACAGUGGCGAAUAUCCGGUGAAUAUGUCUGUGGAGUCGGCGUCAUGUGUCUCCUAUCACUGUCCAGCCGAUGGCAGGGAUUACGAGGAGGAGCAGCAGCAACAGCAGCAGCAACAACAGCAGCAACAACAACAGCAGCAGCAACAACAGCAGCAACAACAGCAGCAGCAGCAACAUCAGCAACCAGAAGUGGAGGAGAAUACGACAACAGCUGUUGGCUCAGCGCUCGAUAUUCCCGAUGACAUAAGCAAGCCAGCAGCGACGUCGACGUCGACGCCAGCAACACCAACAACGCCUAUUGGCAACGAUAUUGAUAAGACAACGACAACGACAACGACAACGUCAGCGUCAACGUUAACCGAGGAGCAGCCGGAAGUCGUGAGGCGGACGGAAACCAAUUUGGCGAAGCCCAACAAGGAGACGACGACAACAGCAACGCCACAGGAUAUUGACGAACAGCAGCAGCCAGCAACUAAUCAAAUGAAUGAAGAUGAACUGCAUCCUGAACAUGGGCAGCAGCAGCAACAGCAACAGCAGCAGUCACCACCUGCAACAAUAUCGCACAACUGGAGUCCAGCGGAGUCGCGUCAGCCGCGCACCCCGCCAGCGCCACAAAACUCACCCGUGGGUUACGGACUGACUGCGUCAGCAGCGCCACCCACUGUGCCACCUGCGCUGGCGCCAUUGCUGCAACAACAGCAACGGCUGCAACAACAACAAAAGCAGCAGCAGCAGCAACCCGUGAGCAACAAACGAAAUGCGAAUGCCAAAAAUCGCAGCAGGAAUAAUAGCCAAAAUCGCAAUAACAACAACAGCAGCAGCACCAGCAGCAACAACAGCAACACCAGCAACAGCAACAACAGCAACAACAGUCGCAUUAUCGAAUGCGAUCUCAUACCGAGCAAGAAAUCAAAACGCAAGGCUAGCAAAAAGCAAUCCGAAACAGAGCCAGUUGAGGCAAUGGAAGCCACGGUGCGGGAGCAAAUAAGGGACAUAAAGCCUUUGCCUGGCUUUCAGCAGGCCUUUGGCUCCACCGAAAUUGGACGCUUCUCGGAGCGUUUUCUGCAAACGCCCGAGAGUCUCGUUGAGCGCCUGGCCGAGGAAUAUGUAAGCAGCGGCAGCAAUGUGGCUGGUGGUGGCUUCUAUGAUGCCACCACAGCUGGUGGCAUGCACAACUACUGGCCGUACGAGGAGCCGCCAAGCUUUCCCAGCUAUCAGACAAGCCACCAGCAGCACCAGCAGAUGGCGAGGAGUCGAAUGCGUGGCCAGGUUUAUCCCUACCCAGACUAUGGGGCGUAUGAGCGUUAUGGUUAUGCGGCCUACAGUGCGAACCGGUCGCGUUAUGCUGAAAUACGCUGCAAUGGCUAUUAGCCAGGUCAACGAGACAUACACACAAAUAUAUAUGUAGAGUUGUUAUUUGUGUGCAUGGGUUAAAUUAUUUACAUAGACAGUAGUCGUGUCCCUUGUCGUUUGUCAUUUGAAAUUCUCUCUGUGUGUGCCUUUUUCGGUCAAAAUACGGCAAUGCUCGCCAGGUGUUAAGCAUAUAUAUAUAUAUAUAUAUAUAUAUUUAGAUCGGGCGUUGCUGGCAAUGAUUGCGUUCAAAAUUUAUUAAAAACAACAACAACAAAAAACCCCCAGAGUUAUAUAGAAAACGAAAACCAAACUGGCCAAAAUGUAAAUUAAUCGUAAUUUUAAGUAGUUGAAUGUUUUAAAUCGAAGCGUUUUUAAACAAAAAGAAAAGAAAAAAAGUCAAGCCAUACAAAAUAUACAAUUUGUACGCAUGUUGAAAACUUUGUCCCACUGUACAUACUCGUAGAGCAAUGCAUUUCGUAAGUACUUUUUGUGUAGAGCAGUAAGUGGUAAUUGGUAAGUGUCAGGGUAUCGAUUCAGUCUACCAUAAAACGAAAAUGUUGGAACCAAACAGAGACUUCAGCCGAGUCGCAGAAUCGUAGCAGAAUCCAUUUAAAGUAGGCAUUUUUUCUCGCUCUCUCCCUGUCUUUUUCUGAAAUACUAAAAUGUAACUUUAGCCCAAGAGUCAUAUUUAUAAUUGUAAUUAGCAAAAAGCAAAACAAACAACAAAA
Drosophila grimshawi is the source of this 3589-nucleotide messenger RNA. RefSeq names its product TPR-containing protein DDB_G0280363. The record is from RefSeq and is a predicted model, not a curated record. The coding region runs from base 669 to 2879 and encodes 736 amino acids. The transcript is spliced from 5 exons. NCBI's taxonomy places the organism in Eukaryota, Metazoa, Arthropoda, Insecta, Diptera, Drosophilidae.